Sapajus apella (tufted capuchin) is the source of this 1059-nucleotide messenger RNA. It is a transcript of the gene ATP6V1E1, whose product is annotated as ATPase H+ transporting V1 subunit E1. Gene Ontology annotation, cellular component: proton-transporting two-sector ATPase complex, catalytic domain. Gene Ontology annotation, biological process: proton transmembrane transport. NCBI's taxonomy places the organism in Eukaryota, Metazoa, Chordata, Mammalia, Primates, Cebidae. The transcript is spliced from 8 exons. Gene Ontology annotation, molecular function: proton-transporting ATPase activity, rotational mechanism. The record is from RefSeq and is a predicted model, not a curated record. Bases 152 to 922 code for a protein of 256 amino acids.
GGAUGCGCAGUCGCCCGGCCGGAACCGGCAGCGCGGUUAUAAAAUAAAGGACCCCGAGCUCUGCGCGAGGGCGGUCUCUGCCGUUCCACCCACCUCGCCCUUCAGCCCUCAGCUCCAGCCCGCUGCUCACCGGCUUAGCGUUGCUCUCGCCAUGGCUCUCAGCGAUGCUGACGUGCAAAAGCAGAUUAAGCAUAUGAUGGCUUUCAUUGAACAAGAAGCCAAUGAGAAAGCAGAAGAAAUAGAUGCAAAGGCAGAGGAAGAGUUCAACAUAGAAAAAGGUCGGCUUGUGCAAACCCAAAGACUAAAGAUUAUGGAGUAUUAUGAGAAGAAAGAGAAACAGAUUGAGCAGCAGAAGAAAAUUAAGAUGUCCAAUUUGAUGAAUCAAGCAAGGCUCAAAGUCCUCAGAGCAAGAGAUGACCUUAUCACAGACCUACUAAAUGAAGCGAAACAGAGGCUCAGCAAGGUGGUAAAAGAUACAACCAGGUACCAAGUGCUGCUGGAUGGACUGGUUCUCCAGGGUUUGUACCAGUUGCUGGAGCCCCGAAUGAUUGUUCGAUGCAGGAAACAAGAUUUCCCUCUGGUAAAGGCUGCGGUGCAAAAGGCAAUCCCAAUGUACAAAAUUGCCACCAAAAAUGAUGUUGAUGUCCAAAUUGACCAGGAGUCCUACCUGCCUGAGGACAUAGCUGGUGGAGUUGAGAUCUAUAAUGGGGAUCGUAAAAUAAAGGUUUCCAACACCCUGGAAAGCCGGCUGGACCUCAUAGCCCAGCAGGUGAGUGUGGGGUACUUCUUGGGAGUUGGUCUGUUACUUCGAAGAAGGACAGAGAACACGUCUGUCCGCUGGUAUUUGGGGUUGCUGUCUUUCCACAUUUUUGGACAUUUUCUCAAAAAGAAUGAGAAUUGGGCAUGUAGUAGCAUUUGCUAGGGUGAUAACAUUUACAUGAAGGCAAAUUUGGGGUCAGAGUAAGGGUUUUAUUGACCUAGGGUUCAAAUGUGUACAUUUUACUACAUGUAGGGUGCUGACAAGUUCUUUCUCUAAUAUGAAUGAUGAGAACUAAAGCA